AUGCGGAACAAGGGCAGGAAGGAGAGCCUGUCCGACUCCCGCGACCUGGACGGCUCCUACGACCAGCUGACGGGCAACCCACCAGGCCAAACUAAAAAAGCGCUGAAGCAGCGAUUCCUCAAACUGCUGCCCUGCUGUCGGCCCAAAUCCAUCCCCUCGCUCAGCGAAAACAGCGUUGAGGAUGAGUUUGAGCUCUCCACCGUCUGCCACCGCCCUGAGGGGCUGGAGCAGCUCCAGGAACAGACCAAGUUCACUCGCAAAGAGCUACAGGUCCUGUACCGAGGCUUCAAGAAUGAGUGCCCGAGCGGCAUUGUCAAUGAAGAAAACUUCAAGCAGAUCUAUUCGCAGUUUUUCCCGCAGGGAGACUCCAGCACAUAUGCCACCUUCCUCUUCAAUGCCUUCGACACCGACCACGAUGGCUCCGUCAGCUUCGAGGACUUUGUGUCUGGGCUAUCCAUCAUCCUGCGUGGCACCAUUGAUGAUCGCUUGAACUGGGCCUUCAACCUCUAUGACCUGAACAAAGAUGGCUGCAUCACCAAAGAGGAAAUGCUAGACAUCAUGAAGUCCAUCUAUGAUAUGAUGGGAAAAUACACCUAUCCGGCCAUGCGGGAGGAAGCACCCCGGGAGCAUGUGGAAAACUUCUUCCAGAAAAUGGACCGCAAUAAGGACGGUGUGGUGACAAUUGAGGAGUUCCUGGAGUCCUGCCAGAAGGAUGAGAACAUCAUGCGGUCCAUGCAGCUCUUUGACAAUGUGAUUUAG
Messenger RNA from Indicator indicator, 759 nucleotides. It is a transcript of the gene KCNIP2, whose product is annotated as potassium voltage-gated channel interacting protein 2. Lineage: Eukaryota; Metazoa; Chordata; Aves; Piciformes; Indicatoridae. Gene Ontology annotation, molecular function: potassium channel regulator activity; calcium ion binding. The transcript is spliced from 9 exons. Gene Ontology annotation, biological process: regulation of potassium ion transmembrane transport. Gene Ontology annotation, cellular component: voltage-gated potassium channel complex. The record is from RefSeq and is a predicted model, not a curated record. Bases 1 to 759 code for a protein of 252 amino acids.